This is a messenger RNA of Naegleria fowleri, 1434 nucleotides long. RefSeq lists its product as uncharacterized. Lineage: Eukaryota; Heterolobosea; Eutetramitea; Acrasida; Naegleriidae. The transcript has a single exon. The coding region runs from base 1 to 1434 and encodes 477 amino acids. The record is from RefSeq and is a predicted model, not a curated record.
AUGUCGGAAUUGUCAAACAACCACUUGUUUCACAUGAUGAAACAAUAUGAACCAGUGAAAGUGAUUAUUGUUGAAUUUUCAAAUUGUUCUUUUCGUCAUCAUGAACAAGAUGAUUCAGACAAAUCUUCCGAUCACACUCGGAGAUUAGCAUUUCUACUGAAAAAGAAAUUCACACUACAACAAGUUGGUAAGAAGAAAUGGCUAUUGAAUCGGGAAUUGGAAUAUAUAGAUUUCUUUCCAGUGGAGUUUAUGAAUGACAAACAAUUUGUGUUGGAUUACAUUCAAAAGUAUGGUCGUGGGUUGAAUCAAGCACAUUUACAGAUCCGUAACGACAAAGAAGUUGUAUUGGCAGCUCUAAAGCAAGAUGAACUUACAUUAACCUAUGCUUCAUACGAGCUUCAACAUGACAAGGAAUUUAUUUUGAAAGCAGUUCGACAAAGUCCAAAAUGUCUUUGGCAUGUUCUUUCUUCAUUCAUGACUGACAAGGAAUUCGUACUUGAAGCAAUCAAACAAAACAACAAAGCACUUAAAUACAUUCCAAUGCAAUUACUUGGUGAAGAUUAUGAAUUCAGGUCGAAAGUUCUCAAAAUAAUAUUUCCAGAAUUAGAAUCUAUUGAUUAUUCAAACAAAGAAGUCGUGAAGAAACUUGUUAAAGAAUUUGGAUGUUUUCUUCAAUUUGCAUCUGAUGAACUAAAGAAUGAUCGAGACAUUGUUUUAAAUGCAAUUAGAAAUGAUGGUCUCUCCAUUCAAUAUGCUUCUGAUGAGUUAAAGAACGACAAAGAAAUUGCUUAUCUGGCUGUGAAACAAGAUGGCUAUGCAUUGGAAUUUGUUUCUGAAGAAUUGAGAGCAAAUAAGGAGAUUGUAAUGGCUGCUCUUCAUUGUGGAUCUGCACUUGCAUUUGCGUCCAAUGAGCUGAAAAAAGAUCGACAAGUUGUACUGACAGCUCUCAGACAGAAAGAUGGGAAUGUUCUUCAUUAUGCCGAUCAGUCAUUGAGAAGAGAUCAAGAAAUUGCAUUUGAAUCGAUCAAACAUCACAGCUAUUCCGUUUAUUUCGUCUCUAGAGAGCUCUUACGUGACAAACAAUUCGCGUUAGGAGCGAUCAAGCUUGGAGGUAGAGAUGUCUUAAAACGUGCGUCAAGAUUUGUUCAUGAUAGAGAGUUUGUAUUAAAGGCUAUCAGUCAUAAUUGUCUUGGUGUAGUAGGAUCCUAUGAUUCUUACUUUAAUUCUGACAAGGAAAUCAUGUUGGCAUCAGUGAAACACAAUGGCUUUGCAUUACAGUUUGCUAAUGAAGAACUGCGACGAGAUCCUGAACUUGUGAAGGAAGCUCUUCAAUGCAAUGGUUAUGUGUUGGAGUAUAGUGAGAAAUUGUAUCAAGAAAGAAUGGAACAAUGUUAUUAUGGUACUUAUUUGGGAAGAACAACUCUUGAACGUUGA